This is a messenger RNA of Clupea harengus (Atlantic herring), 4665 nucleotides long. RefSeq names its product SUMO specific peptidase 6a (gene senp6a). The transcript is spliced from 24 exons. Lineage: Eukaryota; Metazoa; Chordata; Actinopteri; Clupeiformes; Clupeidae. The record is from RefSeq and is a predicted model, not a curated record. Gene Ontology annotation, biological process: proteolysis; protein desumoylation; regulation of kinetochore assembly. The coding region runs from base 310 to 3798 and encodes 1162 amino acids. Gene Ontology annotation, molecular function: SUMO-specific endopeptidase activity. Gene Ontology annotation, cellular component: cytoplasm; nucleus.
UAUCAGAUAGCCAGCUGAGUAGCAAAUACCAAACAACAGGGGUGGACGCGGCGCAACGCUAGCGUUAGCUAAACUCUUUUAAAACAAUUUGAAUCUAGGUGUGCAAUGCUUAAGUGCAACAUAAAAAGACAUAUUGGUUUGCCUGGUGUCUGUAAACACUAAUCCCUGAAACAUAUAUGAAGAUUACAAAAUAUUUUUCUUGACAGUGAAAAAUACUGGGACUGCAUUCUGCUGUGCAAGUCUCAUUCGGCAACGUAGCUAGAGAACUGAGGAGCACUCAUCCUCCGUCGAUGACAACAUGGAGUAAACAUGGCCCACAAGAGCAUUUUUAUUGAAGCUCUAGAUAGAUCAGAGGCCAAGAGAGAUGGAGGUUACAGACAGAACUGGAGCUUCUCUCUCUCUGGUGACUGUGAAGAGCAGAGGAGGCACGACCCUCCCGUGACUAUGGAUGAAGCUGGCGGACCGCAGGAGCUCUCCCCUGAGGGGUUGAAGUCUCCCCCCCUGAAGCCUUUCGCAGAGACACAGAGGACUUACGAGAGGAGGCCAAAUCAUCCCAAUCAUUUUAGGGCUCUAAACAAAAUGGGAGCCAAUAAGAUGCUCAGUGAAAGUCCACUCUCGGUAGCAGCGAUGCAACAGACGCCCAACAGAACCAAUUAUUUUAACCACAGCCCGUCGCUCUCACAGGGUGUGGUCGUUCAGGGGAGACUGUUUCAGCACGCGCAAACCCCCUCCGCAGUACGCAAGCCCACCCAAAGCAAUCAUGACUUGAAAGAAAGAAAUGACUACAACACCCAGUCAAUCCAAAGAGUAGACAUUGAGAGCAUUGUACUCACCUGCCCAGACAUCUCAGAUGCUGAUGAGAUCAACAUUAAGAGACGCACUCAGCAGAAGCGGAGGCCUCUGCUUGAACCCAUGGGCAGCUUCUCCUCCCCCACACAGACAGUAGAGCCCGUCCUUGAUCCUCACGAGUACUUCUCCGUGUGUGGGAAGUGUAACCAACCCAGCGAGGACCACACCAAGUGCCAGAACUGCGGCAGUGCCCUUCCAGUCGAGACGGUCCUCUCCCACCACCAGCACUCGUCCCAGGUCACCACCACCUCCCCCUCCCUCGCUCCCCACGCCAGGCCUCCCAUCCGCUCCUCCCAGCCCUCCCUCUCUCCUGCUCUCUCGAGUGGCUCCCACAGCAGCCUGUCGCUCGGCACCAAGAACUUCUAUGGUGCGGCCGCCGGCGGCCUGCACUCGCCUCACGUGGACAUGGUCAUGAACCCGCCUGCUCGCAUCACCCGCGGCAACCUGCUGAUACCACACAACGGCGGGCGGGCGUGCGCGGGGCUGGCAGGGAGUACGGCGGCGGCGUCGACGUCGUAUCAGGCAAAAUUCUCAAACUGCAAGAGGCAUUCGCUCACCAAGCCCCACGAACUCAACGACCCCAUUGUGCUGUCCAGUGACGAGGAGGAGGAGGAGGAGGAGGAGGAGGCUGACAAUGCGAGUACGGGUAGCGUCAACAGAUUGGACAGCGUGUCGCCGCGGCCCGCAGACUCUGCUCACUCCUCUCCGGCGCCCUCUGGGGGCAAGGUGGAGGCAGCGGUGAAGGGCCCGGCAGAGCAGCAAGACGAGCUCACGGUGGACUACUUCACUGAGAUCAAUGACUCACGCAUCACACUGCCCAGAAAACCACGCAUGAAAGAUCCGUACGGGAACCCAGUGUGUGAGGACCACUCUACACCCAAGAGGCGUAAGGUCAUCGCACCCAAACUAGAGAGCAUCAUUCUGGAGUGUCGCAGUGUCAGAAUAGGGACUCUCCGGCGGAUGGUCACCAAGCCUGUUAUUUUUUCAUCAGAAUACAUCCAGCUUGAAACUGAAAGUCGUGAGGUGGAUGUGAUGGAGAAGGUGCGUCUGCGGGCAUCGGAGCUGACCAGCUGCGAGUGGUGCAACGUGAGAAAGCUGCCAGUGCUCUUCUUCCAGACCAGUGCCAACGAGUGCCAGCGCCUUCGCCAGCAGCUCCACAUGUCACAGGAGAGCGGAGGCCUGUGGUAUGACUGCACUGGAAACAACACACCUGUCCACCUUCUCUCCCGCUCAGAUCUGGACGAGAAGUACAUUGUGCUGAUCUUCGAGAAUGGGCUCUCCAUGCACGAGCAGAUGAUCCUAGAGGAGAUCCUGGUGGAGAUAGGGCGCACCAACGCCCUCCAAGACUUCCCCUCCAAGCUGACCUUUUCCGAGGCCAAUGUGCGGCUGGUGCAGUACAACAAGGCCGCCAAGGAGAAGGAGAAAGUCAAGGUGCAGGAAACCGCACAGAAGACAGCAGCAGCCCCAGCUACAACAAGCCCAACCCCCACAGCCACCCCAGCCCCCACUACCACCUCCCCCUCCCCCUCCAGCCCUGUCCCUCCUCCUCCUCCACCACCGGCCCCUGUGCGGACACGGAUGGCCACGCGCCUCCACGCCUGCUUCGAGGACGAGGAUGAAGACGACAUGGAGCUGCAGCCUACUUUCACUGGCCCUGUAGUAAAGCUCAUGGUGUACCCCCCUCCCCCGGCCAAGGGAGGAAUAUCCGUGACCAACGAAGACCUCCACUGCCUCAAUGACGGAGAAUUCCUGAAUGAUGUCAUCAUCGACUUUUAUUUAAAGUAUUUGUUCCUGGAGAGGUUGAAAAAGGACGACGCAGGACGGAGCCACGUGUUCAGCUCCUUCUUCUACAAGCGGCUGAACCAGCGCGAGAGGAGGAACGUGACGGACACGGCCAAUCUCCCGAUCCAGAAGAGAAAGCACAACCGGGUGAAGACCUGGACUCGCCACGUCGACCUCUUCCAGAAGGACUUCAUCUUUGUCCCCAUCAAUGAGUCGGCUCACUGGUACCUGGCUGUGAUCUGCUUCCCUGGCCUAGAGGGCCCUAAACUGGAGCCCAACCCCUCCUAUCAGCCCCAGUCCCAAACCACAGGGGCCGUCAGCAGGGGCAGCCCGGCGCUGGAGAGGGACCACCACUCCUCGGCCCGGGAGGCCCCGACGUCGGCCCCUGCCACCCCCUCUCCACCCCUCAGCACCGCCCCUGUGGCCUGCCCUGCCGGCCCCGCUGCUGCCAACCACCAGCACAAGGCUGUGCCCGUGUGCCGCCACCUGGCUCAGGACACCAACUGCAGCCCCGGCAUUAAUGGCCAGCUCAAGGUCCAGCCACAGUACUCAGACGGUUUGCACAGGAUCAGCGUGUCUUAUGGAUCAGGAAACAGGCAUGAUGACGCCUUCGUCUUUUCUGAUGAGAGAAGCUCAAGUCCGGAUGAGUGUAGUGAAGAUGGGGCACUGGCAGAGGAUGUAUUCAAUUCUGAAAGCAUGGAGUGGACGUCCAAACCUACCAUCUGUAAACAGCCUUGCAUUCUCAUCAUGGACUCCUUACGUGGCCCAGCUAGAUCCACAGUGGUGAAAACUCUCAGAGAGUAUCUUGAGGUGGAGUGGGAGGUGCGGAAAGGCACACAGCGGAGUUUUGGCAAGGACGUGAUGAAGGGCUCGAGUCCACGCGUGCCUCAGCAGGACAACUUCAGUGACUGCGGCGUGUACGUCCUGCAGUAUGUGGAGAGCUUCUUCGAGACCCCGAUCCCAAGCUUCCACCUCCCCAUGAACUUGUCGGACUGGUUUGCACAGCAGCGGAUGAAGAGGAAGCGGGAUGAGAUCAAGGAGUUGAUCCUGAAGCUGCAGUCCCAGCAGCAAGCCGAGGGCAUUUCGCCGGGCCUCACGGCCGACGACGAGGCUGACGAGGAGGAUGCCGACGGACUGGACGUACAGGACAUCCCGGUCACCUCCUGAGACGCCAACGCCAAUACUUGUGUGCUCUGUGUCUCACACAUUUGGUUCAUCCACGCCCCCCUGUCAAACCCUCUUAGGGCGGGUUAGGGUGCUGGUUCUAACGCAAGGACCCCCACACCCACCCACCCUUCCCAUCUGUGAUUGUAGGCUGCUGGAUAAGUUCUCCUUGAAUUCUAUGAUGAGAUGGGAAAAAAAAAAAAAGAAAAGAAAGAAAAUCAAAAUCAGCACAGAUAAACAACACAUCUCUGCCCCCCCUCCAUUACAUCAUUAACCACAACUGUCAGACUUCAGAGACAACGAAAAGAAAAAAGAGCAAAGAAAAAGAGAAAGAAAGAAAAAAAAAAAAAAACAUUUUUAAUUUGUAUUGAAUAAUAAUAAUAAAAAAAAAAGUGUACAUACUGUGCGCUGGAAGUUUUUGCUGCCUUUGUAAAUCGCUGUUGUCAGUGCAUCUCCAUCCAUCAUGGUUUCCUGCCUUCCUAGCCUGCAUCCUGUUUUCGAUGGAUUAAUGUACACAACCUUAUCGUUUCCAUAAUGCCCAUGACAUGGAGCUCUGUGUUCUCUUCAGAAGGACUAGCACAGUACUGUUAAAAGUGUUUUUGCGCCUUUCAGUAUGUUCAUUUGAUUUGAUUUGACGUCUUCGGUUUUUUUGUGUUUGUUUUGUUUUGUUUAUGCUUUCAGGGAGUAGAAGUUGCUGUUAUUUGUAAAUUAUUAUACCCACCAGUCUGGAAGGAAGAAAAAAAAAAAAGACAAUGUUUCUAAACUUCUACUUCUCAUAAACGUUGCUAGCCAGUGCCUGUUGACGCUUUACAUAAUGUUACCACACAUGGGUGGAUUUCAUUUUUGAAUAUUAAACAAAUUGAGCUGCAA